GCGUGAGGCUCAAAUCCUCACCGCGAUUGACCAAGUCACUCCUCGGGCACUCUUGGUUUUUUUUUUUUUUGAUAUUUUCGAUCAAUCUCAUUGAAUUUGACAGAGUUUCGGGUACUUUUUCUAGUUGUUUAUGGCUUUGCUGCGUUGAUGACUUUGAUUCAUACACGCGCCACUCGUCUGAAUUAAGGUUGAGAAACUUCUCCUCGCGAGAUGUUGCCCAUUUUGUCCGUCCCGUCUAGAAUACCCGAAUAUGUCUGCCACCCUAUGCUCAUGCCCGUAUCUGCAAGAAUGAAUUAGUCAAACUUCUCACUGAAAGUUUCUCUUCAUUAUCCGAAAGGAUGUCUCUUAUCAGAGCAGCCUUCUCAUUCAUCACAAUCUCUGCAAAACCAGGCAGGGGCCGGCCUCGCCUAUGCUGCUUUCUUUUUGCCACACAAUCUCCUCCUGCCAGUAUGUUGGCACAGGACAAAGAUUCACAACGAUAUCGUCUUUCGCAUUUCCCGCCUUGGUUAUCAAGAGUGAUGACGAUCGAGACAAAGGAGCCUAGGGAUCUAUAUCCCCUUAUCAUGGACGAUGAGGAGAAGAUGAUGAAGCUCAAGGCUUCCCAUGCUUCCUACCUCACCACGAUCCACGUCCACGAUACGUGCUCCCUUCGAAUCCCAAAGGGUAUCCGCCUCGAGCACCUCCGUUCGCUUACCUUUGCAUCCUGCUCCAUGGACCGCAGCAGCCUGAAGCACACCCUGCAAGCCACGCCCAAGCUCGUCAGCUUCGAGUACCACACCAGACCGUCGACGGCUAACGACUUCGACCGUACGGAGCCGCCCUUGCGCAAUGGCCGAGGCGAGGCGGUUUCUGCCGUGCCACCAGAGUCCCAUCGUCAGCUCAGGAUGCUCGUCAUUGACUUCCCUGUUGGCGAGGACGAAAGUACUUGGUGGAAGCGCGAGGAGACGAUUACCAACAUGCGGAACCUUAGGCUAUUGAAGCACCUGAGCAUCGACGCGGACAGCAUCAUCAGCCGAUUCCAGGGCGGGGAAAUCACCGUUAAUGACCUGGACGAGCUGAUACUUGAAAAGCUGGAGGGCUUGACGAUUACGCGCGUGGGAGACUCCUUCGACUAUCUGAUGCAGACGAGUCUGCCAGAGUUGGCUCGCGAGCUUAGGAACGGGCGGUCCUGCUCCUUGCACAGGGUUGGAAUCUUGCAUUGUGCCAUCGACGAGUUUACGCGGUACAAUGCUUUGGACAGCCUCUGA
Colletotrichum godetiae is the source of this 1247-nucleotide messenger RNA. RefSeq lists its product as uncharacterized. NCBI's taxonomy places the organism in Eukaryota, Fungi, Ascomycota, Sordariomycetes, Glomerellales, Glomerellaceae. The transcript is spliced from 4 exons. The record is from RefSeq and is a predicted model, not a curated record. The coding region runs from base 339 to 1247 and encodes 302 amino acids.